GAGGAUUUGCACUGGAUUCUGAUGGAAUGAUAAUGUAGCCAGAUUAUCAUUCCGGAUCUUCAUGUCUCCGUUUCCAUGUGAUUGCCCUUGAGGAUUGUUUGAAAGACAAAUAUUAACCCUUAGUUCCAUCUCUAGCAUUGGGUGAUAUCGGCAGACUCGUUGUCUUGCUGUCCAUUGACUAGUUGGUCACUCCAUCUUAUCACAACGCCCCCUGGUUCUUCUAAGCUUUACAUUUCUGAUUCAGACACAGACUAUUUGGGCUUUAUCAGUCCUGGUGUUUUUGUAUGUAUGUCUAUGUAUAGAAGUGAAUAAGGUAUUUGUUGUGCAAAGACUUUUACAUUCUUGCUCCAGAUUAUCUCACACUGAGCUGUUUUCUACAUGUUGAUGCAGAUUUUGCCAAAUCUAAUAACAGCUCAGCGUUACAUGUCCUUGAUAUCAUGUUUCAUCCUGCGGUUGAUCUACAUAUUUGAGGUAUUCACUCACCAUGACAGAUACGAACAGAGUGUGGCAUUCUUGUGCUAUAUGGUAUUAUGAUUUUGGCAGAUUACAUGCCAAGAUAUCACCAAUGGAACCAUGGAGAGGGCGAGGGAGGGCAUGAGAGGAGAGCGAGGGAGGAGCUCUUUUUAAAUGAUAGUCUGACACUAAUUACAGGCACAGAUAUAGCAGUCUGAAGAGCAGCAUAGUUUAGCUCAGAAUAAAACUUCAGUUACACAGUUGUGGAUCUAGGAGAAACGAGUCAGGCAGAGAUGCUGCCAUGUGUCAAUUAGAGCAUUGCAAGCUGAGUGAGGGGAAUGGAGGGAUCAGUUGAUAUUUAAAAGAUUUAUCACUGAGAGUCCCAGGAGCCCUGGGACAUCAGCCUGGUUGGCACUAGGUACACAAUAUUCAACUUGUUCUGGAUCUCCAUGUAAGGUGUCGCUGUUCUACUGCACAGGGAUCUGGACAUUGCCUGAAGCAUGAAUUGGGGCAGAAUGUGGAUAGCCUUUGGCUUAGCACUGGGCACACUGUUUGUUGCACCUGGACAUACAGGGACUUGCCCCCAUGAAGACACGCAAUUGAAACCCUGGAAUCCUGGACACAAUCAGGAGAAUCACAUGAUCAUUGACGGGAAACAAAAUCUUCUUCUAAUGUCCUCUGCAACUGUACACUCCAUACACAUCACGGCAGGAGGUAUACUUGUUAUUAAACCUGACAACAAUCCCAUCGUCCUCCGUACAAGAUAUAUACUAAUAGAGAAUGGUGGGGAGCUGCAUAUUGGGAGUGAGCAAUGUCCAUUCAAAGGACAUUUUACCAUCAUCCUCUAUGGAAGGUCAGAUGAUGUCAAGACACCUCAUGAUUACUUUGGGCAUAAAUACAUUGGGGUGGGAAGCGGAGGAACCCUUGAAAUUCAUGGAGAGAAGAAAAUGUCAUGGACUUUCCUCAACAAAACCCUUCACCCUGGUGGCAUGUCUGAGGGCGGGUACUACCUUCAGAAGAGCUGGGGGCACCGUGGUAUUAUUGUCCAUGCAAUUGACCCAAAGACAGGGGAUGUGAUUCAUUCAGACAGAUUUGAUACUUACAAAUCUAAAGACGAGAGCACACGCUUGGCUCACCACCUUAGAUCUAUCGCUGAUGGCAUCAUACUGUCAGUGGCUGUGAAUGAUGAAGGUUCCCGAAAUUUGGACGAUUCUGCAAAGAAAGCAAUGAUCAGACUGGGCAGUAGAAAGUUCUUAAACAUUGGUUUUAGGCAUCCAUGGAGUUUUAUCACGGUGAAGGGCGACCCAUCUAGUUCUGUGGAGGACCACGUGGAUUACCAAGGAAGCAGAGGGCCUGCAGUGGCUAAGGUACACAAACUUUUUCGAGCUGAAAACGGUGAACAAUUCAAUGUUUCUUCAACCAGCGAAUGGGUUCAUGAUGUGGAAUGGACUGAAUGGUUUGACAAAUAUGAAAAAUCAAGACACAGAGACUGGGAAAAGUUGUCUGAAUUUAAAGCAGCGUAUACUGGAAAAAUCUGCACAAACCCUAUUGAUAUACAGGUCACAACAGUUGAUGGAACCAAUAUACCAACACAGGUUUUCUACAAGGGGGGGCAUGAUUAUAGGUUUGAGUGCCGUCAGAAUGACCAGGUUCAUGCUCCAUGCCCUAACUACAAGGUCCGAUUUCUUUGUGGAAAGCCUGUGAAGCCCAGGCUGACUGUGACUAUAGAUACCAAUGUAAACAGCACCAUCCUGCACCUGGCUGACGAUGCUCAGUCCUGGAGAGCUGGGGACACUGUUGUUGUGGCCAGUACAGAUUACUCCAUGUACCAGGCUGAGGAGUUUCGGAUACUGCCUUGUAGGGCCUGUUCUCCCAAUCAAGUCAAAGUGGAAGGGAAGGCAAAGUAUCUCCACACCGGGGAAGAGAUAGACGGGGUUGAUAUGAGAGCUGAAGUUGGUCUCCUCAGCCGGAAUAUAUUGAUUUAUGGUGAAAUGGAGCCGCAAUGUUACAACAACUCUCUGUGUAAAUAUUUUGACUUCGACACGUUUGGAGGUCAUGUUAAGGUUGGCUAUGGAUUCAAAGCUGUCCAUAUUGAAGGUGCAGAACUCAAACACAUGGGGCAGCAGACAAUGGGACAUUACCCAAUACACUUCCACACAGCAGGAGAUGUGGAUGAAAAGGGGGGCUAUUAUCCUCCAACCUACGUGAAGGACCUCUCCAUUCAUCAUGCCUUUUCCCGUUGUGUUACUGUACAUGGCUCCAAUGGAUUACUGGUAAAAGACAUUGUGGGUUAUGACACUCUUGGUCAUUGUUUCUUCACGGAGGAUGGUCCCGAAGAGCGUAACACCUUUGACCAUUGUUUGGGACUUCUUGUGAAAGCAGGAACCUUGCUACCUUCUGACAGAGAUAGCAGGAUGUGUAGGACAAUAACUGACGGUUCCUAUCCUGGAUAUAUAGCCAAGCCCAGGCAAGACUGCAAUGCUGUGUCUACCUUCUGGAUGGCUAAUCCAAACAACAACAUCAUCAACUGCUCUGCUGCAGGGUCAGAAGAAACUGGAUUCUGGUUCAUCUUCCACCAUGUGCCAACCGGACCCUCUGUAGGACUGUAUGCUCCUGGGCGCUCUGAGCACACACCACUUGGACAAUUUAUAAACAAUCGUGCUCAUUCAAAUUAUAGGGCUGGAAUGAUCAUUGAUAAUGGCGUUAAAACAACUGAAGCCAAUGAUAAGGACAAGAGGCCAAUAUUUACCUUGGUUGGAUCAAGGUAUGGGCCCCAUCAAGACGCUGAUCCUUUCAAGCCUAGAGUACCGGCAAUAAUCCAGCAUUUUAUUGCCUAUAAGAAUCAAGACCAUGGUGCCUGGUUGCGUGGAGGAGAUGUUUGGCUGGAUAACUGCCAAUUUGCUGACAAUGGGAUUGGUCUUACUCUAGCUAGUGGAGGAACAUUUCCAGAUGAUGAUGGAUCUAAGCAAGAGAUUAAAAAUAGUAUUUUUGUUGGAGAGAGUAACAAUGUGGGGACAGAGACAAUGGAUCACCCAGUUUGGGGACCCGGAGGACUUGACCACAGUGGGAGGACCCUCCCAAGAGGCCAAAACUUUCCAAUUCGGGGUGUACAGAUCUAUGAUGGUCCGAUUAAUGUGGAAAACUGCACAUUCCGCAAAUAUGUCUCCCUGGAGGGUCGCCACACCAGCGCACUUGGCUUUCGUUUGAAUAACUCCUGGCAGAGCUGCCCGAACAACAACAUUACUAACAUCAUAUUUCAGGACGUACCCAUUUCUUCAAGAGUUUUCUUUGGAGAACCAGGUCCUUGGUUUAACCAAAUGGACAUGGAUGGGGAUAAAACAACAGUCUUUCAUGAUGUAGAUGGUUCGGUGUCUGAAUAUCCCGGGGCAUAUUUGGUGAAGGAAGAUAACUGGCUAUUGAGACAUCCUGACUGUAUCGACAUCCCGGACUGGAAAGGAGCUGUUUGCAGUGGGAAUUAUGCCCAGAUUUAUGUCCAGGCUCGAAGGCCUGCUAAUCUGAGAAUGACCAUCGUUAAGGAUGAGUAUCCUGAUAAUCCAUUGCAUUUAGAGGGAGCUUUGGGUAAAAUCAACCACUAUCAACAAUACCAGCCUGUAGUCACACUGCAGAAGAGCUACACAGUGCACUGGGACAACACCGCCCCUGAAGAGCUGACCAUCUGGCUUAUCAAUUUUCAGAAGAACGACUGGAUUCAAGUAGGAUUUUGUUAUCCUAGAGGGACAACAUUUUCCAUCAUCUCAGACAUACAUAACCGGCUAACAAAACAAACAUACAAGACGGGAAACUUUGUACGAACCUUACAAAUGGACAAAGUGCAACUAGUUUACCCCAACAGGGGCUAUUAUGUCUUUGAUGAGGAUUCUGGGCUCCUGUUCCUGACUCUGAAAGGUCAUAAUGAAAAGGAGCCGUUUGCUUUCUGUUCCGUAAAAGGCUGCGAGAGGAUAAAGAUCAAAGCUAUGAUCCCAGCGGGCUCUGGUGUUAGCGACUGCCAAGCCUCCGCCUACCCCAAAUAUGCUCAAACUCCCAUGGUGGAUGUGCCCCUUCCAAAGAAGUUGAAUAAAAACCUUUUGAAGAAGUCAAAAGAUCACUUCCUGGAGAUAAAAGUAGAGUCAUACAAUACCAGAUACUUCCAUCUGAAGGAUGACUUUGCCUACAUUGAGGUGGAUGGUAAAAAGUAUUUUGUUCCAGAAGAUGGGAUAAAAGUCGUUGUCGUAGAUGGCAAUCUUGGAAAAGUAAUGAAUAAUGCAAGUUUCAGAGCAUCUAUCCUGCAAGGAAUCCCAGCACAGUUUGAUAACUAUGUAACAAACAUCAAAGACAACUCUAUCGUGGUGAUCGUGUCGAAGGGAAGAUUGUAUUCCAAAGGAAUCUGGACCAAAGUGCUGGGAAAACUUGGAGCACAAUCAGACUUCAAGCUAAAAGAUAAAUUGGCCUUUGUCGGCUAUAAGGGUAGUUUCCGACCCAUCUGGGUUAAGAUGGCUACAGAUGUUGAGGCUGCGAAAAUCUUCCAAGCUGUCCCUUUUCCUGUGGAAAAGAAAAUGGCAUUAUAAAGAUAAGCGAUGGUCUUUGGAUGUUAUCACUGCCGUAACUGGGAGAACUGUAAGCUGUCAUAACCAGACGGAACGCACAAUCAUUUCUCCCAAGGACUCUGCACACACUGUGCCUAGCUCUGCAGAUUGCAUCAGUACAAACUGUGCCAACAGACUUGUUGUACUCCCUGUGCCAACUACCCACAUGAUCAGUGAGGUCUCGGCACGAAUGGAACGAAGAUGAUUUGUCCUUAGCACAUAGAAUACAUGUUAUUUUACAUGUACUUCAUGAGAGCGCCUUGUCUUGCUCUUUCUGAUCACAUGUUAAUAAUGACUGCUGCACUGCUCUCACAGAUGUCAGUGAUGAGAGAGCCUUCACAGGAUACAGUUAUUUGCAUUAUUUUAGUUUCCUUUUUUCACAGCAGGUUUUCUUUUUUUUUUUU
Messenger RNA from Pelobates fuscus (common spadefoot toad), 5440 nucleotides. It is a transcript of the gene CEMIP, whose product is annotated as cell migration inducing hyaluronidase 1. The record is from RefSeq and is a predicted model, not a curated record. The transcript has 29 exons. The coding region runs from base 954 to 5018 and encodes 1354 amino acids. NCBI's taxonomy places the organism in Eukaryota, Metazoa, Chordata, Amphibia, Anura, Pelobatidae.